Molecule: messenger RNA, 1503 nt
Organism: Daucus carota subsp. sativus
Lineage: Eukaryota; Viridiplantae; Streptophyta; Magnoliopsida; Apiales; Apiaceae
Product: cysteine-rich receptor-like protein kinase 43
Exons: 6
Coding region: 131-1342 (403 amino acids)
Biological process (GO): protein phosphorylation
Cellular component (GO): plasma membrane
Molecular function (GO): protein serine/threonine kinase activity; ATP binding
Source: RefSeq, a predicted model, not a curated record
UUUAAUUGUAUGGAACUUUCAUACUCAAUGAAUCACAUGAUCAUCAAAGUUAGAAAACAAAAACAGACUCAGAAGAACACAAAUCCCUUGUCAAUUUUCUCCAUGAAAGCAAAACAAGUCUUUAAGCAGCAUGAACAACAAAUCACCAAAAAAUAUUUUCCAGGCUUUCACUAAGCAUUUCAGAUUCCACUCCAAAAAGGAGGAACAGGGAGAUGAAAUGGAAAAGAUUGCUGCCCAGGAGCAAAAGGUGUUUGCUUUUGAGACUUUAGUUUCUGCUACUAAAGAUUUUCACCCUGAUCGCAAACUUGGGCAAGGAGGGUUUGGUCCUGUUUUUAAGGGGAAAUUGAGUGAUGGGAGGGAGAUUGCUGUUAAGAAACUUUCUCAAAAUUCCGGUCAAGGAAAGAAAGAGUUCAUGAAUGAGGCGAAAUUGCUGUCUCGUGUACAGCAUAGAAACGUUGUUAGUUUGUUGGGAUAUUGUUCACAUGAAGAAGAGAAGCUGCUUGUGUAUGAGUAUGUAGCGAAUGAGAGUCUUGACAAGUUUCUUUUCAAUUCAGGAAGACAAGGAGCUCUUGAUUGGAAGAGGCGGUAUGACAUAAUAUCAGGUGUUGCUAGAGGUUUGCUCUAUCUUCAUCAAGAUUCGCACAUAUGCAUCAUCCACCGGGACAUAAAGGCCAGCAAUAUUCUACUAGAUGAUAAAUGGAUACCCAAGAUUGCAGAUUUUGGAAUGGCACGACUCUAUCCUGAAGACCAAACACAUGUUAACACCCGUGUAGCUGGUACCAAUGGGUAUAUGGCUCCGGAAUAUGUUAUGCAUGGCAAAUUAUCAGUCAAGGCAGAUGUUUUUAGCUUCGGUGUUCUAAUUCUGGAGCUCAUUAGCGGUCAAAAGAAUUCCACUUUUAACCAAGAUUCAAGCUCUCAGAAUUUGUUGGAUUGGGCAUACCAUCUUUACAAGAAAAACAAAACCCUGGAGAUUGCAGAUCCUGUUUUAGCAUCUUCAGCAGAUCCUGAUCAGGUAGCAAUGUGCAUCCAAAUCGGAUUACUAUGCGUUCAAGCUGAUCCGUCUUUACGCCCUACUAUGCAUCAUGUCAUUCUCAUGCUGUCAAAGAAGCAUGGAGCACUAAACGAACCAACAAGACCAGGAUAUCCUGGUUCAAGGUACCGAAGGUCUCGCAGGCCUAAUGCUUCAUCUUCUACGCCUGGAACUAGUGGCCGAGACGACUCUCAAUCUUAUUCAACUACAAAUAGCAAUAGUGCUAGUGCUAGUGCAGGAGCAAGUGCAAGCACCUCAGGAACUAGAUCAGAUUCUCGUGGUAAAAGACCCAUGGAAAGUUGGAACAAUUAGUAGUAUAUUAUUUCUCUUAUCCUUUUAUGUACAUUGUGAUUAAUAUUGAAACAGGAAACUAGAGUUGUACUAGAGUUGUUUAGUUAUGAAGUAUAGUUUUGACUGUGUAAAUGGGAAAUGGUAUAAAGGGGUGCUGAGAACAAAAAUCGGUUUGAGAAAUA